Molecule: messenger RNA, 1085 nt
Organism: Oppia nitens
Lineage: Eukaryota; Metazoa; Arthropoda; Arachnida; Sarcoptiformes; Oppiidae
Exons: 4
Coding region: 21-1085 (354 amino acids)
Source: RefSeq, a predicted model, not a curated record
UGAUUAACUAUUCAGAGACAAUGAACAAAAUUUUUGGUUUCAUAGCUAAUAGCUAUCAUUUAUGGCAUAACAAACAAUCACAUAUUGUUGGUCUCAAAAGGGUGUAUCUGAUGGAUAGUAAUACUGUGGGGGAGGCGUUGACCAAAAUAGUCAAAUUGUCAAUUGCUAAAAAAGAAAUGUGGGAUUCGUGCGGAUUAGCACCGGUAGGAACCGCUUGUAUACUUGAUAUUAAAUCUAAUAGUCACCUGUAUCUCAUUACCUGUGCACACGUUGUACAACAAGCGGUAAACUUUGCAUUAAGUGAUGUUAGUAAUAGAAAAAUAGGAUAUGGACAAGUAUUGUUAACAGAUCCWGAAUUUGAUUUGGCCAUUGUUGUUGCAAAGGUAGUUGUAUCGGCAGGUUCGGCACUUAAAGCGGCCACUUACACGGAUACAAUGUUUGCCGAUGAAGUGAUGGCAUUUGGAGUUCCCAUAUCGKCCAAUAAGUUUCCCAAUUGGUGUCCCGGUAUUAUCAGAUGUCCGGCCAGUCUUCUGGCCAGAGAUGUGGCCAGUUAUUAUGUGCAUGACUAUGAUGUAGCUAAUCGGACAAUGAUCCACAGCAGCGCCGAAAUGGUUCAGGGGAUGUCCGGCGGCGCUAUAGUCAAUAUGAUGGGCAAACUUGUGGGCUACCCGUGUAUCGGUAAUUCAAUAAAACGAAACUUUUAUGGCGGAAAAGGCAUUGAAAUUGGACGUUUGUGUCAAAAGGCCAACAAAUAUGUCAACAAUCGGACAACUAUUCGACUCCGAGAGCAUUCAUUAAAAUUAGGAUUACGGCUWAAAAUUAAGUCGGAAAACAAUUGUAUAUCUAUUUUAUAUCAGAUAAUUAUGCCUUCAAUUGGAAAUGAACAACUACAGGGUAMUAACAUUAACUUCGGGAUAAUUGUAGGGAUUAAUGGACAGCCUAUUCAAUCAAUCCAAUACUUUAUCAAUUCAAUCAACCAGUCCUCAGCCAAYAAUCCUUGUGUUGUAAAUAUAAUUCAAUCACUACAACGUCUAACUAGAAAUAUAUGGAUAGACAGUGAUAUAGAAAAUAUAAAAUUUGUAUAA